CCCAGCCCUCUGACGGGAUGAAGCCUUUAGGGGGAUGCGGCGCUCCGUGCAUUUUGAUUAAAACCCCUCGUCUCCCUUCAGUCUGAAGGCAGGGCACCGGGGAGCACGGGCGGAGGGGCCUGCACGGGGCCGGGCGAGGGAGAGAGAAUCCCUUCGGUGUCACGUAUGGCUCUAUAGGAGAAAUCAUCUCUGGGAAUAUUGUGGAAAGGACGGAGUAUAAAUUGAAGGCGCCCGGGUUUAACUCACGCUCGCGGGCGCACAGCAUGAAGAUGCAGAGGUGGUCCACGCGGUGGAAAACGAAAAGGUGGCCGCGGGACUCGGCCGUGACCAUACUCAUCACCCUCGCUGUCCUUCUCCAGACUGCGGAGGUCAGAGGAGCUGAACCAGUUGAUGUGCUAAAAGUAUUAGAAUUUCAUAAUUCACCGGAAGGAGUAUCAAGAACGGCAGGAUUUUGCACUAACAGAAGAGAUUCAAAAGGCUCAGAUGUUGCCUACAGAGUUUCAAAAACUGCACAGCUCAGUGCCCCAACAAAGCAGUUGUACCCAGAUGGAGAUUUUCCAGAAGAUUUUUCAAUAUUGAUGACAGUAAAACCUAAAAAGGGCAUCCAGUCCUUCCUUCUGUCUGUCUACAAUGAACAAGGAAUUCAGCAAGUAGGUGUUGAAGUUGGAAGAUCCCCUGUCUUCCUCUUUGAAGACCAAAAUGGAAAGCCUGCCCCAGAAGACUAUCCUCUUUUCAGAACAGUCAACAUUGCUGAUGGCAAGUGGCAUCGAGUAGCCAUUAGUGUGGAGAAGAGAAGUGUUACAAUGAUUGUUGACUGCAACAAAAAAACGACAAAACCACUGGAGAGAAGUGACAAACCAAUUGUGGACACUAAUGGCAUCACUGUCUUUGGAACCAGGAUUCUGGAUGAAGAAGUAUUUGAGCUGACUGCUCCAAGUGCCAGACUCUCACCUCGACGAACAGCACCCAGUAAGACCUGGAGGGGCCUGGAGAUAACUGCUAUGCACCAUCAGUCCCCUCACAUGUAA
Meleagris gallopavo (turkey) is the source of this 1028-nucleotide messenger RNA. The record is from RefSeq and is a predicted model, not a curated record. NCBI's taxonomy places the organism in Eukaryota, Metazoa, Chordata, Aves, Galliformes, Phasianidae.